CGCCAGCGAGCCAGCGAGCGAGUGAGCGAGCGAGCGGCGAGCACCCCGAGAGGAGCGCGAGCACCAGCAUGGCGGGGCUCCGACGCCCGCAGCCCGGCUGCUACUGUCGCACGGCCGCGGCCGUGAACCUCCUGCUGGGCGUCUUCCAGGUCCUGCUGCCCUGCUGUCGCCCGGGAGGAGCUCAGGGACAAGCGAUUGAGCCCUUGCCCAACGUGGUGGAGCUGUGGCAGGCCGAAGAAGGGGAACUUCUACUGCCCACUCAGGGGGAUUCUGAAGAGGAGCUGGAGGAGCCUUCUCAAGAACAGAGCUUCUCUGACAAACUGUUUAGUGGGAAAGGCUUACAUUUUCAACCAUCAGUUCUAGAUUUUGGAAUGCAGUUCCUGGGACUUCCCGCAGCGAAGAUUCUCUAUGCCUACAACCCUAGCCAGGACCGUGAGGUGGUGGUGAAUUCUGUGUUUACAGCCGCUCGGCAUUUCCACGUGCCUCCCGUUCACUGCAGGGUAAUCCCAGCAAUGGGGAAAACUUCCUUCCGCAUCAUUUUCUUGCCCACAGAGGAAGGAAGCAUCGAAAGUUCUUUAUUUAUUAAUACCUCUUCCCAUGGAAUCCUUUCCUAUCAUGUAUCUGGGAUUGGCACUCGCAGAAUCUCUCCGGAGGGCUCUGCCAGGCAGCCAGCGAAUGCUUAUUUUCUGCUCCCACAGGUCCAGAGCAUUCAGCUCACCCAAACACAGGCAGAAGCCACUAAUACUAGCCUCUUGCAGGUUCAACUGGAAUGCAGUUUACAUAAUAAAGUGUGUCAGCAAUUAAAGAGCUGUUAUUUGGAAUCUGAGGAUGUUUUGCGCCUACAAAUGAGCAUCAUUGUCACAAUGGAAAACUCCUCAAAGGAAUUUGAAGAGAACACACAAGAUUUAUUAGAUCAUCUCUCCAUUGUUUACGUAGCUACAGAUAAAUCUGAGACCUCAGACGACUCUGCAGUCAGCUUGUACGUAUUGCAUUCAGGGAGCAGCCUCCUGUGGAUCCAGGAUGUGCGUCACUUCUCACACACCAGCGCUCUGUCCCUGCAGUUUGAACCCGUCCCGAUCCCUCCUUCCACCACAAACUUCACCAAAAUUGCCUCUUUCACUUGCAAAGCAGCUACACCAUGUGGAAUUGUAGAAGCUGGGAACAAACUCAGAAGCACUCCAACACUAAAAGCGUGCCUUGCCUCACUUGUGGUUCCGGGGUAUUUUCGGAUGGACCCCGCUGCAGUGCUAUUUCACAUGGAGACUCGGGGGAACAUGUCUGGGGUGUGGUCAAUAUGGGGCUUCAACCAUUUUGACCGCAGCAUUGUGGUAAAGCACGUGUUUGUUUCCAAGGAGACCAAGCACAUUUUAAGGAUUCUGAAUUUCACUGGCCCUUUAUUUCUACCUCCAGGCUGUUGGAAUAUAUUUUCUUUGAAACUUGCUGUUAAAGCCAUUGGCAUAAAUCUAUUCACCAAUAUAUUUUUGACUACCAACAUAGGUGCCAUUUUUGCAAUACCUCUACAGAUCUACUCAGCACCAGCUAAGGAAGGGAGUCUGGGUUUUGAAGUGAUAGCACAUUGUGGCAUGCAUUAUUUCAUGGGAAAAUCCAAAGCAGAAAAUCCUGCUUGGGACGGCAGCCUUCCUCUGCAGUGGUCUGCCUGGGCCGAGGAUUCCAAACUCGCAAAUAAACUGCAUGAAAGAUGGAAGAGAUACAAGAACGGUGACGUGUGCAAGAGGAGCGUUUUGGGCAUGACUCGAUUUGCCCACGUGAAGAAGUCCAAGGACUUGGAAUCCUUUGUUUCUUCCUUGCCUCGGUUGCUGGCGGAGCCCGGCCUCACGUUGAACUUCAGCGCCACUGCUGUCAGGAAUAGCAUGGUGAAGUACUUUGUACUGAAGAACCCAUCGUCCCUGCCGGUCUCUGUGCAGCUCCUGCCCCUGUCCUUGUACCCUAAACCGGAAGCCACCGCACGCCUGCUCCACAAAUGGUUUGGCACUGAUAUACAGAUGAUUAACUUUACCACCAGUGAAUUCCAGCUCACCAAAGCUUGCCCUUACCGGGGCGUGCAAGCCGAGGAAUCCAGGCCAGGCGUCCUCCACUUGCAUUUGCAGCCCUUGGAAGUGAAAAGGGUGGGAGUCGUUUUCACGCCUGCCGACUACGGAAAAGUCACCUCGCUCAUCCUGAUCCGGAACAACCUGACUGUCCUUGACGUGGUUGGCGUGGAGGGAUUCGGAGCACGGGAGCUGUUGAAGGUGGGCGGGAGACUGCCUGGCGCGGGAGGCUCCCUGCGGUUCAAGGUGCCUGAGUCCACGCUGAUGGACUGCCGCCGACAAUUGAAAGACAGCAAACAAAUUCUAUCGAUCACGAAGAACUUCAAAGUGGAGAACGUUGGACCCCUGCCCAUAACUGUGUCCUCGCUGAGAAUUAAUGGGUAUAAUUGCCAGGGUUACGGAUUUGAAAUUCUAGAUUGUCACCAGUUUUCGCUGGACCCGGACGCAUCCCGCGACAUCAGCAUCGUGUUCACUCCAGACUUCACCUCCUCCUGGGUCAUCCGGGAGCUGACCCUCGUGACGGCAGCCGGCCUGGAAUUCCACUUCACUCUCAACGUGACCCUGCCUCAUCACCUGCUGCCCCUGUGCGCCGAUGUGGUUCCGGGGCCCAGCUGGGAGGAAUCCUUCUGGAGGCUCACCGUGUUCUUUGUCAGCUUGUCCCUGCUGGGUGUGGUCUUGAUUGCCGUCCAGCAAGCCCAGUACAUCCUUCUGGAAUUCGUGAAAACGCGGCAGAGGCCGAGCGCCGGCGCUUCCUCCCAGCUCAGCAGUGGGUCCGUGGACGUGGUCAGCUCCCACACUCACAAGAGCACUUGCAAGACCUUCCUGGACCCGUACGGCCCCUCUGAUAAGGGCCGAGGGAAGAGCUGCCUGGCCGUGAGCAGUCCCCGGAACAGAGUCCAGAAUGCUGCCAAGAGGAGCCCGGCCUCUUACGGACACUCCCAGAAGAAGCACAAGUGCUCAGUCUAUUACAGCAAGCACAAAGCCAGCAGCAUGCCCGGGGCCGCCGGCACCAGCCCCGCUCCCACCCCCGACGACAGGCAGGCGGCCUCGGGCAGCGCCCUGUCUGCCCCCAGAGAGGACCUGUGCGUGGAUGUUGGAGCAGAGAACUGGGUCCGCCUCGGGGAGACUGUUGGCCUGCAGAAGAGCUCGGGCCUCCCCAAAAACUUGCUGAGCAAAGAAGACAGCACCCCGAAAGCGGUGCUGCUCGUCGGUCCCCCUUCCCCAGAGUGUACUGUGAAGGAGGUGGGACAGCCAUGUGUGUUUCCUAAGGAAACUGCCCUGAAGACUUCAGAGAAUGCCGAGCUCAGGCAGCAAGAGCUCUGUCCUCUGAAGACCCCUAAGAAACUACCUGAAAGCCAUUUGCCAAGAAGCCCACCUCAGUCCCCACCAGACUUGCCAGAAAGUUCCAGAAGAAACGCUGGGAACACCCAACAAGUGCCUGUGAAGAACGAGGCAGACAGCUGUGAAGCCUCAAAGAAGACUGAGGCGCGGUCACCUUCAGACAGGAGGAGCCACCGCACGUCUAGAGAAGACACGUGUCCCGAGAAACUGGACACGCCGCCCCUGGAGCAAGAAGAUCCCGCCAGGAAGAAGAAGCUACAGGAGAAGAAAGAAGCUGGUUCACAGAGCCUGAACUGGAAUAAAAAUCGAACGUGCAGAAAAAGCAAGAAGCGGGGUGGCGCCCAGCUCUCCCGGCCUCCAGAGCAGAGUGAACUCAAGCUCAGCUGCGAAGGCUGCGAGCCGUCAGGGCUGAGCGGCGGCACCGACGCCAGGAGCUGGAGUGAGCAGGAAAGCGCCGGGGCACCGCACAGAGCAGACGGCCCCGUGGCAAGCGGCUGCUCUGCUGAGCAGAGAGGGGCAGAGGGCUGCUGCCCCAAGCCCCAGAAGAAGUGCAGGGACAAGUUCUGCUUGGAUUCCAGCUCGGACUGUGGGAGCUCGUCGGGCAGUGUGCGUGCCAGCCGAGGCAGCUGGGGCAGCUGGAGCAGCACCAGCAGCUCUGAAGGGGACCGGAAACCCAUGGUGGAGCCACAGCGCCUCCUGCUGGCUGGCGACGACAGCUCCCUAGCUGAUUGUCCAUCCGAGGCCCCUGUGUCGUUGACCAACAUCUGCAACGCCACGGACGCGAGUGGCUUCCCACAGUUCCCAGAGCCCACGUGUGCCAGCUUGCCUGCCGGACCCAUGGAUGUCACGGAAGAGAAAGGGCUGUACUCGCCUGGAGACCUGUGGCCAGUGUGCCUGGCCAGCAGCCUCAACUGCACCCUGGAGGGGGCUGCGCCUUGCGUGAUGCAGGAGCCGGCCCAGGUGCACAACAGCUUCAUCGACUGGAGUGCAGCUUGCGAGGGUCCGUUCCCCAGCGUCUACUGCCCCCUGGAGCUCAACGACUACAGCUCCUUUUCGGAAGAAACCAUCAACUAUGGCAGCGGCUUCCCCUGUCCCUCUGAAGUCCCCACAGACUUCAUGGACCACAGCGCUCAGUCCACCUGGAGCUCUCCGGCCAACAUCACGACCACCUGGGGACACGCCGGCUUCAUCAGCGCUCCGCCCUACCUCACGAGCACCCGCAGCCUGUCACCCAUGUCUGGACUCUUUGGUUCCAUCUGGGCCCCACAAAGUGACGUGUACGAGAACUGCUGUCCCCUGAACCCGAGCGCGGAACCCUCAGCCCACAUGGAGAACCAGGCAGUCCUGUGCAAGGAAUACUACCCUGGGUUCAACCCGUUCCGUGCCUACAUGAACCUGGACAUAUGGACUACCACGGCCAACAGGAGCGCCAACUUCCCCCUGUCCAGGGACUCGGGAUACUGCGGAAACGUGUGAGAGGCGGCUGGGUUUGCAAGCGCAAUGGAAUAAAGAGGCUUCUGUUUGAAUGACUAGCGUGGCAACUGGUUGAUGGUAUAGACGACGACAUUGGCGGGUAUUUUGGCACUUUUAUAUGAAAAUAAAUUUUUUAAUGAAAUCU
Ochotona princeps (American pika) is the source of this 5007-nucleotide messenger RNA. RefSeq names its product transmembrane 131 like (gene TMEM131L). The coding region runs from base 69 to 4865 and encodes 1598 amino acids. NCBI's taxonomy places the organism in Eukaryota, Metazoa, Chordata, Mammalia, Lagomorpha, Ochotonidae. The transcript is spliced from 35 exons. The record is from RefSeq and is a predicted model, not a curated record. Gene Ontology annotation, cellular component: membrane.